Molecule: messenger RNA, 806 nt
Organism: Triplophysa dalaica
Lineage: Eukaryota; Metazoa; Chordata; Actinopteri; Cypriniformes; Nemacheilidae
Product: protein PERCC1
Exons: 2
Coding region: 10-774 (254 amino acids)
Source: RefSeq, a predicted model, not a curated record
UCGUGCCGCAUGGCAGCGAGCGUGAUCAGACCGCUGAGUAAUUUUGCUUUGGCGAGACCUCUGCAGGCUUGCUUCCUUUCUGUGGAGGAUGAGAAGGAGACCGAGGAAGAGUAUGAAGAGGAGCUGAGGCAGGAGGUUGAAGACAGUUUGGACGAUGAUGAGGAUGUAGUCUCCAUUGUGUCUCAUGAAGAAGAGCCAUGGAGUUUUGACCCCACCCCCCAUAACUCUGAGAUGACCAAUCAGCUGCUGCGGUUCGCCGAGCUCAUCAGCAAUGAUGUCCAACGCUACUUUGGCCGGAGCCAGGACCCUGAUACCUGUGACAUUUAUGCAGAGACACCGUGUUCCAAAGUCGGGGGCCGUCAGCGCUACUAUGCUGACUUCAUUAAAGUUGCAUCAUCAGGGCAGGUGGAGGAGCCUGAGCCACUAGGGCCCCUGGCAGAGCUCUUUCGAGAUGCUCAAAGGAAGGGGCGUGGUCUACCCAUGAGCCAACGUCGCCUGCCAAUCAGCUUCUGGACAGAGCCUCUCUCACACCAGUUGUUUAGUGAUACAAACACGCAGGAGAACUCAUUAGGUAUGGCCAACACUUCAGAGAGCUCAGUUAACAUCAAUUCUUCAUUGAGCAUGUACAAUAAUACUAAUGUUUGCACCAUGACCAGCUCUUGUAUUCCAGGGACUCUCAGUAGCUCAAGCACCCCGGAUUUUAGUGAUUUACUUGCUCACUGGGCCAAUGAUAAAGAUACCAAUGAAUUCAACUGUGACCUCCAGCUGUUAUAAUAUACAUUUGAACAUAAACAGUCCCAUGCAGU